AUGCGCGCGCACGUCCGAAGCGUCGACGCCGAGGACGGGACGCGGGUCGAACUCUUCGUCGUCGAACCGACGACGACGCGGGACGGCGCGAGGGGUGAUGACGCGACGGAUUGGUUCAUCCUGUUGCACGCGCAUCCUAAAUUGGGUGGUGAUCGAACGAUGAUGACGCCGCUCGCGCGGGCGCUGAGCGCGCGUGGAUACGGUGCGGCGUGUGUCGCCGCUCGAGGCACGUCGGGGUCGUCGGGGAGCUCGUCUUGGCGCGGGAGUGCGUCGGAGGGGAUGGACGCGUGCGCGGCGGUGGAUUGGGCGACGAAGACGGGCGGCGGGGACGGAUCGAAGGUGCGAGCGCACGUCGUCGGGUACUCGUACGGGUCCACGAUCGGGGCGUGGGCGUUGGAUAAACGAGAGGCGAUCGCGUCGUACGUCGCGAUCGGGUAUCCCAGGGGUGGGUCUUGGUGGAACUGCGGAGUUAUGGGCGCCGCGGCGAAGUGGUUGAUGCGGGAUCACUUCGAGGCGCUCCGUGCGAGUUCAAAACCAAAGUUGUUCGUGCAUCCGAGUCGAGAUGAGUUUACGUCGACGGCGACGAUGGAAAGAUUCGUGCGUGAGAAGUUGCAGAGCGGCGGAAAGACGGAGUUGCGCGUGUUGAACGGGCACGGGCACUUCACGGUUACGGAUGACGACGACGCGGUGGCGACCAUCGCGCAGUGGAUCGAAGAGUUCGUUCGACGCGUCGUGGUAGAGGGCGAAGGUGAAGAUUAG
This is a messenger RNA of Ostreococcus tauri, 759 nucleotides long. Its product is annotated as unnamed product. The transcript has a single exon. NCBI's taxonomy places the organism in Eukaryota, Viridiplantae, Chlorophyta, Mamiellophyceae, Mamiellales, Bathycoccaceae. Bases 1 to 759 code for a protein of 252 amino acids. The record is from RefSeq and is a predicted model, not a curated record.